Molecule: messenger RNA, 4138 nt
Organism: Xyrauchen texanus (razorback sucker)
Lineage: Eukaryota; Metazoa; Chordata; Actinopteri; Cypriniformes; Catostomidae
Gene: mtf2
Product: metal response element binding transcription factor 2
Exons: 15
Coding region: 207-2021 (604 amino acids)
Biological process (GO): chromatin organization; regulation of DNA-templated transcription
Cellular component (GO): nucleus
Molecular function (GO): chromatin binding; DNA binding
Source: RefSeq, a predicted model, not a curated record
UCAGCGGGAAACCAAAAUGGCGAGAGCCAGCGAACAAAAUCAUCCGUUUAUCGUUGUGUAAAAAAAUACUUUACGCUUUUGAUUAAUUUCUGUAAAGAAACAAAACCUCGGUUCACAGCGGUUUUGACGGAAACGGAGCUCCUGUUGCUCGUUCAUGGUGUAGUUCUUUGUGUUUGUGAAAUAUUGUUACCCUGGAAAGUGGCCGAAUGAGAGAUUCGGCAAGUUCAGAUAACCUGGCUUCCCAUCAAAAAUCACCCCCAAAUCGCCAACACAAGUCACCGGUGCCCUUGUCACAAUUUCCCCUGAAAGAUGGGCUGACCGACACGGCCAAGCUCGCCGGCAAGUUUGAGGAGGGGCAGGACGUCCUGGCUCGAUGGUCAGAUGGCCUCUUUUACCUGGGCAAUAUUGCCAAGAUAGAUACACUUAAGCAUCGCUGCUUUGUGAUUUUUGAAGAUCAGUCUAAAUCCUGGGUUCUUUGGAAGGACAUUCAGACAGGGGACAGUGGAGGAGAGAUGCUCUGCUCCAUAUGCCAGAAUGAAAGCUCCGAGCCUCCCAAUGAAAUAGUCAUUUGUGACAAAUGUGGACAAGGAUACCAUCAACUGUGCCAUGCCCCCAUAAUAGACUCCGGUGUCAUUGCCUCUGAUGACAAAUGGCUCUGCCGACAGUGCGUGUUUGCCACAACAACAAAGAGAGGCGGUGCACUGAAGAAGGGUCCAAAUGCCAAAGCUCUGCAGGAAAUGAAGCAGUCCCUGCCCUAUGCCCUGGAAGAUCUGGUGUGGGACCAGGGCCACAAGACAAACAUUCAGCAAUGCUACUGCUACUGUGGGGGGCCUGGAGAUUGGUUUCUAAAGAUGCUGCAGUGUAGUAAGUGUAAGCAGUGGUUUCAUGAAGCCUGCAUCCAGUGUUUUCAGAAGCCAAUGCUGUAUGGAGACAGGUUCUAUCAGUUUAUUUGUUCAGUUUGUAAUAGUGGACCAGAGUACCUCAAACGCCUGCCUUUGAGAUGGGUAGAUAUUGCACACCUGAGCCUUUAUAACCUGAGUGUAAUUCAUAAAAAGAAAUACUUUGACUCAGAGCUGGAACUGAUGGCUUACAUCAGUGAUAACUGGGACAGGCUACAGCUUGGCGAGCUUGCAGACACCCCAAGAGCAGACCGAUAUGAAUGCAUUCUGGAAGCACUGAACAGCAACCUCAACAUGUUCAUGUCAGGGAAGGAGAUAAAGAAAAAGAAGCACCUAUUUGGAUUACGGAUUCGUUUCCCACCAGCCCCCCAGAGCUCAGAUAUCCAGUUAGACCAAGAGCAGGAAAAAGCAUCCCACGAGAUCAAGAUCAAAGGCCGGAAGGCCACCAAACCCCCUCAAUUAACCAGCACUGUCACUAAUGGAUCAGUGAAGAAAGAAAAGAGGAAACAUCGCACACACUCCUUAGAGACAUUAGCCAAACUGAGAAGAUCAAGUGAAAUUUUGGCACAGAAUGAUGUGAAGUUUCCAACUCUAAACAAUAACUCACUGGACCUGAUGGCCUCAAAAAGUGCCAAAAGGGAAAAAUCGUUGCCUUCAUCAAGUACCUCAGAUAUUGAAUCUGUUGGUGGCACCAGCACCAGUGAAACUACCUCAACCACCAUCUCAAGACAGUCCAGCUUGGGCAGUCAAAGUGGUCCACGCACUGGAUGCCUCUGGCCCACCAUCACGCAGCCUCCACUGAAGAGGCGUCGGGGACGUCCGCGACAAGCACAGCAGCCGCCAAAUCCUGAGAUUCCUCUGCCCUGCAACCUAGAACCACAACCCAGCAACAAUGUCCCUGAGCCCAGUCCCCUUCCCUCCUGCCUCUACAGCAGCAUGGAUAUCAUGCAGGGACUGAACCCUGACACCCAGCUCAGCCAACUGAAGACCUCUAUCAGCACUUACUUCGGUGCUGCAGGUCGAUUGGCCUGCGGUGAGAAAUACCGUGUGCUGGCCCGCCGCGUCACUCAUGAUGGCAAAGUACAGUACUUGGUGGAAUGGGAGGGGGUAACAGCCUCCUGAACUGGUUAAGGGAUUGGUCACACCUGGUGAAUGUCUAGUUUGCCACCAGUAAUGUGGAGUAAUGUAGUUUUGUGACAGUAAAAAUGUUAUGCAUAUGGAAGUGAGAGCAGUGAAUGUGACAAUGUACAUGAUUGACUGAGCUGUUUGAGAUGGGACUUCAAAGUGUUCUGUGUAUGCGACUGUCUCUGUGAAAAUUCAAAUGGACUAACUUCACAUGGACUGGAUUGACAAAUUAGAGGUGGUCAGAAUUUCAGUUUGAAGACCUAAUCAAUUCUGCUAUGUCAAAAUAACUCAAGUCCUUUCUUUUUGCCUCCUAAUGUACAGGUGCCUUAAAAGGGUUGUGAAACAUACUAUGUAUGCUGCUUGUUUUCCUUAUUCAGUCAAAACCUUUCUUAGCUCAAAUUGCCAAGGAGAGAGAGAGCUAUUGUGGAUGGGGCACUUUUAUUUACAUUUCAUUUGAUUGCACAUAUGCUCUCAUCCUAUUUUCCAUUUAAAUGACCUAGCGGAUUAAUUUUGUGACAAAAUGAAACCAUUUGACAUUAAAGAGAUAAUUAACCCAAAAAUGAAAAUUCUCUCAUUAUUUCCUCCCCCUUAUGCUGUCCCAGAUGUGUAUAACUUUGUUCCGCUGAACACAAAUGAAGAUUUUUUUGGUAGAAUAUCUCAGCUCUAGAUCCUUUCAGUGCAAGUGAAUGGUGUCCAGAACUUUGAAGCUCCAAAAAGCAAAUAAAGGUAGCAUAAAAACAAUCUAUAUGAUUUCAGUUGUUUAAUCAAUGUCAUCAGAAGAAAUUUAAUAGGUGUGGGUGAGAAAAAACUCAAUAUUUAAGGCCUUUUUAAUUGUAAAUAUCCAGUUUCACAUUCUGAAGGAUUUCUAGUAAAAAAAGGAUGAGAUAUUGAUCUGUUUCUCACCCAAAGUGAGUGCAUCACAGAAGACAUAUAUUAAACAACUAGUGUCUUACGGAUUACUUUUAUGCUUCCUUUAUGUUCAUUUUUGAGCUUCAAAUUCCUGGUCACUAUUCACUUGCAUUGUAUAGACUAAAAGAGCUGAGAUAUUCUUCUAAAAAUCUUUGUUUAGCAGAAGAAAGAAAGUCAUCCACAUCUGGGAUGGCAUGAGACUAAAUAAUGAGAGAAUAAUUUUUUUUUUAUAUACUAUUCAUUUAAAAAUCACAAAACAAAAUUAAAAUGUAUCAACUGCAUUAAUAGAUCUUAGCCAUUUGUGAAACAAUACACAUUCACAAUUGGCUAAUUUAAGAUUUUGUUAACAAUUUUGUCUCCUGUGAGUUUCAUUUUUCUACAUGACUGAGAGUGGCAGCAUUAAGACGUCUCCUUAUAUCUCUUAUAAAUCUUUUCAGCUGUUGAUAGCUGCCACGUGAAUUUAAGUUCUAAAGAUUUUAGGCAAGAGCCCUUUUUUUUAAUAAUCUGUAAAUCUAUUUUAAAUAUAAUUUUUUAUUUUUGAGAGGGUAGUCUUUGUUUACUAUUUUUUUAUACUAUGCAAUUAAUUCAAUGGAUCUGUGCAUUUUUCUUCAGCUUCACCUUACAAUCAGAAAACAGCAGCAAUAUUUUUGUUACAAUUGACUCAGGCUUUUUUUUUAUUAUUGUGGUUCUAUUUAUUGCUUUCAAACAGCAGUGUACGUUAACAAAUUGUCCAUUCACGAAAGAACUCAGGAUAGUUUUUGCAACUUCACUGUAAGAUUUUAUAUUGAUCUGAUAUUCAAAUGUUCUGCAAGAAAUUAAAUGAGAUUAUCAGUUCUCAGUUUUGUAUUUUAUAUACCAUUCUAUGGUCCUAAUUUUAGUUUUAUUUAAAUUUUCAAGUUCAACUGAGGUGGGAAACUCUUUUUGUUUAUUUUUAGUUUUUUACCUGAGAAUGCCCUGUACUCCAGAACAUUUUCUAACCACUUGCAGAGGUUGGAAGUAGUAUUGGUAUUAGGCAAGUGUUAGAAUUCAACAGUAAUACCUCCUAAUUUUGAUAACAAUGAACAAAUAUUAAGCUCUUGUUAUGUUGUGUAUGAAUCUUUUUUUUUUUUCUUUCAGUUGGCGUACCAGUGUUAGUAAAGCUUGCUUUGUAUUGUACUGGCUUUGAGCAGGCUCCUUUAGCCAAAGAAUAAAGAUCUUAAAACUUG